Scatophagus argus is the source of this 5236-nucleotide messenger RNA. RefSeq names its product RHO family interacting cell polarization regulator 2 (gene ripor2). Lineage: Eukaryota; Metazoa; Chordata; Actinopteri; Scatophagidae. The record is from RefSeq and is a predicted model, not a curated record. Bases 1888 to 4968 code for a protein of 1026 amino acids. The transcript has 22 exons.
CCCUGAAGGUUCCCUUUAUGUUGAUCACAUCAACAAGUCCGUAUGAAAUCCUUUCCUCUGCUAAUACCAAACUGAUGAAUUAAAAGGGACAAGCCAUUUUCUGCUCUCUUAGCUUCUUGGAAGGGUGAGCUGAAUUGGAUUUGUAUGGACUCAGCAGAACAGCAUAUCCACUUAUGGAGGGCAAUUAUGCUGCCAGGAGCACUUCAAGACGAGUCACUCUAUAUUGUACCGAGCUGUCCCACAGAAACGUAUCUUUCGUCGUCUCUCAGAUGGCACCUGUGUGUUUCCUGCUGUUUGUAGCCCCUAAAGAUUGAGAUGUUUGUCUUUUUCAUGGCUCCCCUUUUUGUGAUUCAAUUUGCGUGUUGCUUGCUGUCUACGCGUAAACAGUUGCUGUAAACCCACUUGAGGCGAAUGGAUUGGAAAGACACUUUUGAAAAAGCCUGUGUUGUUAAGCUACGUAAUCACAGAUAAUCACACCAUCAUUUUCACAACCUGCCAAUACAUUCACGAGGACAGAUAAAACUUUUUCCAUGCACUGGUCCAUGCACACUGCAGAAUGAGGCGGGCCAUACGGUACCUCUGCAAAUGUUGGGUUUAAUGUUCAAGUGAACAUGAAAGGUCUAAAUUUAAACCCACAAGGCUGAAAAGGUAUCAGCUCUCUCUCCUAAAAAUGGCCCUGCUGCUGUCAAGAGGACAAGGGCAAAGAGAAAUGUUAGAGACAGUUCAUAAGGUGACAGCUGGUUAAAUCUGCAGACCUUACUGGUGAAAUGACAGCUAAUGCCCAAACACAGCCUACAACGUAUGUGUGUGCAGAUCUGUAGAGAACCCAGAGGUCGUGGCCCUAAAAUUUUUAGCUCAGAUAUGGGGGUUUGGAGGCUUGAGUUGACUGAGGUACAGUUUACACUCUAUCAUAGAUAGGUAGUGACACAUUAUGCAGUUUUAAAGGCCCCUCGAGGCCUUUAGGAUUAAGUUUUCACACCACGCGCAAUGACAGGCACAACCAUAUCUUUAUACAACUAAUUAAUAUGUGCAUGUAAGAUAAAACCAUAUAUAUGUGUGUGUGUGUGUGUGUGUGUGUGUGAUAGAGAAAAAAACUCAAAAGUCAUGGCCUGAUUAACCGUGUUUAGUGUGUGUACCUUGUUGCCCCUCAGGUUUCCAUUAGACACACACUGCACACACAGUUUUAUAUGACACAGCAACUGUCAUAUAAAACAAGCCUCAGACAUGAACUGAUAUUGUGCUUUGUUGGUGAAAUUCGCCAAUGAAUUUAGAACACAGAAACCAAAAAUAAUCUACUAACCACAAACCAGUAAACUUUAGACUUUUUUCCCAUUAUGAAUAGUGCACGUUCAUUGCUAUAUGUAUUAUGUCGUUGAAUCGUGCAACCCUAAAACUCAUAUCGAGAAACCUCAAAGCAGUCAUGCAUCCAGGGCGCGGGCACCUACACACACAUACAUACACACCAGCACCCACACGCGCACACACACUCAAAGGGGCGUCGGGCCACACAACAGCUUGACCCCGCCCUUCCUGUGACAUCCUCAGCUUCUCAUUGGAUCGCCGUCGUUCAGGAGGAGCGGCGCAAACACAAACUGGAAUGUGUAUGAGGGGGUUCAGUGUUUGCUCUGGACGGCCGCUGCGUCGAGCCUCACCGGGGAACAAACACCGAACAUCUCGGCUGGUUCAUUGCUGUGGGACUGAGAAAUUCUGUCUUUAAAUUCACAUCGCGAUCGACAACAAGCGCUCCGCUUCAAAAGCGAAAACGCACUUGAAAAAGAAAUCAAUUUACGCAUGGAUGGAGGGGAGCAGGUAGACGGGCAGAGGCGCCACUGAGGAGCCGCUCUUGUUAAGUUUUGCAGAGGUGUGUCAUCCCGUGUCCCUGAGAUCAUGGCGGCUGGCACCCACUCCCCUGGGGGACCAAAUGGUAUAAUCAGGAGUCAGUCCUUUGCGGGCUUCAGCACACUGCAGGAGCGACGCUCUCGAUGUAACUCCUUCAUGGGAAACUCGGCGGUACAGAAGAAGCCUCAGUCCAAGCCAAAGAAGCCCCACCUGUCAGGACACAAGGGAGGCAGCAACUCCAGAGAGCCGCAGCCCAAACGACUGGAGGAGGUUUACACUGCACUCAAACAAGGCCUGGAUGAGUAUCUUGAAGUUCACCAAACAGAGCUGGACAAACUCAUGUCUCUGAUGAAGGACAUGAAGAGAAACUCUCGCCUGGGUGUGCUGUACGAUCUUGACAAGCAAAUCAAAACCAUCGAGCGGUAUAUGAGACGUCUGGAGUUUCACAUGAGCAAGGUGGACGAGCUGUACGAGGCCUUCUGCAUCCAGAGCCGUCUGAGGGAAGGUGCCAGCCGGAUGAAGCAGGCCUUCUCCUCCUCUCCCUCCACUAAAGGCACCAAGGAGAGCAUCGCAGAGGUCAACCGGCGCUACAAGGAAUACACUGAGAACAUGAGCACGUUUGAGAGCGAACUGGAGAACCUGCUCGGAGAGUUUCACAUCAAAAUGAAAGGUUUGGCAGGUUUUGCUAGACUCUGUCCUGGAGACCAAUAUGAGAUCUUCAUGCGGUAUGGUCGCCAGCGGUGGAAGUUGAAGGGAAGGAUUGAGGUGAACUCCAGACAGAGUUGGGACGGAGACGAGAUGGUCUUCAUGCCUCUCAUCACUGACCUCAUCAAUAUCAAGGUGACCGAGCUGAAAGGCCUGGCCACACACAUGUUGGUGGGCAGCGUGAUCUGUGAGACCAAGGAGCUGUUUACUGCCAUGCCUCAGGUGGUGGCUGUGGACGUUAAUGAUCUGGGGACCAUCAAACUCAACCUGGAGGUUACGUGGUACCCCUUUGAUGUCGAGGACCUGACUCUGUCAUCUGGCAACGUGAGCAAAGCCACGGCGCUCCAGAGACGAGUGUCAGUGUACAGCCAAGGCACGCCAGAGACUCCCACCUUCCAGGACACCUCCUUCUUUUCCACUUUACCAGAUGAUGUCUUUGAGAAUGGUGGCUGCGGCGUGGCCGAGUGCAAGCGUCUCUCCUUCACCUUCUCUGACACGUCUGGUUCCACGCCCAGCCCCAGCCCUGCCCCGAGCUCCCACUCCACAGGCCAGUCCAACCCUGAGAUCACAGUCACUCCUCCAGAAACAGACCCAUCACCGACACAAAUCCUCCCAGCAAGGGAGGAUUCCAUUGCAGAAGAGCAUUUAGUGGAGGAAGAGGAGGAGGAGUAUGAAGAGGACGGGGAGACGGGUAGCAGGGGAAGUAGGGCCACGAGUGCCAGCCUUGCCAGUGAUGAAGCCGAGGUGGCAGAGGAGUCUGAGUGGGAGCGCACAGAGUCCCAGCGAAAUUCGGGCUCCAACUGUGGUUCAGCAGCCCCGUCCAUCUGUUCUGACGGACACCUGUCUACAGUGGCUCCAGAGGAUGUUUUCCUAGACCACAGUGAUGAACUGAAACCUGUGGAACUGGACACAGAGGAGGCGGGCAGCCUGACCAGGCAGCUUGUGAAGAGGCUGACUUCUUCGGAAAUUGUGCCACAGAGUGGGAGCUCCACGGAGGGAGGAAGCCUGAGCUGGGCAGGAGAGGGAAGCAGGGCUUUCCUGGAGAGCAGCCUGGAGGAGGCCAUCCACAGCCUGCUGAUGAGGUUGGAGUCUCUGACUCACCGCUGCAGAGAGCUGCAGGACCUGGAGCAGGAAGUGAUGCGUCUGGAGGACUUACUCAAGUGUCGACUCCCGGGUCACCGGAGCCGGUCAUCCAGCCUCAGCCUGACAGUGGAGAGUGCCCUGGAGAGCUUUGACUUCCUCAACACCUCUGACUUCGAUGACGAGGAUACUGGAGACGAUAACACCAUCCUCAGCAUCCCACAGAGGUCUCCGCUUUUUGAUACAGACGGAGAAAGGAUCGGGGGCCAGCAUCCAGAAGCCAGGGGACACCUGAGCGAAGCACUGACAGAGGACACCGGGGUGGGCAACAGUGUGGCAGGAAGCCCUCUGCCUCUUACCACUGGAAACGAGAACCUGGACGUGGCUAUAGUCAUCCACCUGCAGUACUGUGAUCACCUCAUACAGUUGUUGACCAGUGCGGUGGGUGUGUGGCACCGUCGCAGUCUCCUCCUCAAACUGUCGGGACAGACUCAGCUGUUGGAGGAGCUAGCGGAGAUCAGCGUGGACAGACUGGGAGCUGUUACAUCUGCUGCUGAUGUUCUGCCAGACCUCGCAGAGCGCCCACAGCUGAUGACUCUGUGGUCAGAGUGCAGCGGGUCUGCAGGACUCUUCCACACCACACUGGACAGAGUGUUCAAACACAUGAACCAGCGCUACACAGCAGCGCUGCAGGAGAAUGCCGACACAGUGAUUGGCAUCGUAGUCGGCGAGAUGGUGGACAGGAGCGAUCUGGUGGCGGCUGCGCUCUCCCAGGACGUCCUGACUGUGUUUCAGUUUCACAGUUACAUCGUACAGCAUGAAGUACAGGACAUGGAGACACACCUGCUGCAUCUGGCCAGAGAGGGUGUGUUUGCAGAAGCUCUGUGCAGUGGGGAUUAUUCUCGGUGUCUAGCAGAGCUGGAAGAGGUGCAUGUGUCAUCCCUGUGGCCCAAAAACGGCACCCUGAAGGCCCUGGCCUCCCUGCUCACUGCAGAGGACCCUCAGGUCAACAAGGCAGCAGCCAACUAUCUCUCUUCUGGAGCAUCACGCAGCCACUUCAGGACCAGAGCAGUGGAGUGCUACACCCAGGCGCUGUCAGAGGCUGGAGGUCAGAGCCAGAGGGCAGCCUGUUCAGCUCUCAGCUGUCUGCAGGCAGUAGAAAGCAUCAGGGCGGUUGUCGCACUGUGUGAUUCAGCUGAUGAAGAGCUUCGGCACGUCGCCAUAGAAACCCUGCUCACAUUUGGUGAAGAGGGGCGGCUGGCGUACGAGCAGCUGGACAUGGUGCCGGGGGAAAUGAUCCGUCUGGGGACACGGCGAGGACACGCCGUCACCACUGCCUUCUGAGCCGCCGUGCCACCGGAAAAACCUCACAAAUGACACCUCAGCACAACCUCCAAGGACAGCACUGCCCCUCCGCUUAACCCCACACUGCACACCUCACAGGGCUGUUAAUGACUGAUCACUUUAUUGAUCUGCUUUUUUUGGCACAGACUUGAGGAUCGCCACGCUGCCACAUUAGGUCACUGUUUUUACUGAUACUGCCUCCUAAAAAAAAAACUAACAACCGUCUUAACCAUUAAGACACACAACCUUUACCCCUUUUGCACACAGA